This is a messenger RNA of Mesorhabditis spiculigera, 897 nucleotides long. The record is from the annotation of a GenBank genome assembly. NCBI's taxonomy places the organism in Eukaryota, Metazoa, Nematoda, Chromadorea, Rhabditida, Rhabditidae.
AUGCUCCGAGCUGGAACUACCAAGCUGGCCACGGCCGCCGCCCUGCCCAUCUGCGAGCAGCAGCGUGGAAUGGCUACCCUGAAGGAUAUUUCGCUCCGACUGAAGUCUGUCAAGAACAUCCAGAAGAUCACCAAAUCCAUGAAGAUGGUGGCAGCUGCAAAAUACGCGAAGGCUGAGCGUGACCUGAAGGGAGCCCGCUCAUAUGGAGUUGGCGCCAAGGCCUUCUUCGACAACAUCGACCCCAAGACCGAGGAGGCCGCCGGAGAGACGAAGAAGAAGCAGCUUCUCGUGCUGAUCACUUCUGAUCGUGGCCUGUGCGGUGCCGUGCACUCCUCGAUCGCCAAGGAGGCCAAGAACAUCCUGAACCAUAAGGCCGCCGAUGUUGACUACAAGCUCGUUACGAUCGGUGAUAAGUCCAAGGCCGCGCUCCAGCGUGUCUUCGCCAGCACCAUCGCGCUGUCCGGAAAUGAAAUCGGCCGGACCCCGCCCAGCUUCGAGGAUGCUGCCAUCGCCGCCCAAGCUAUUUUGGACUCCGGAAUUGAAUUUGAUGAGGGCACCAUCCUCUUCAACAAGUUCAAGACUGUCGUGUCUUACGAGACGUCCAAGCUACCUAUUCUCCCGCUGGAGGCCAUCAAGGCAAAGGAGGCGCUGAACACCUACGAUUCGGUGGAUGACGACGUUCUCCAAUCGUACAGCGAAUACUCCUUGGCUCAGCUGAUCUACUACGCGAUGAAGGAGAACGCCACCUCUGAGCAGAGCUCGCGUAUGACUGCUAUGGAUGGCGCAUCUAAGAACGCCGGCGAGAUGAUUGACAAGCUGACCCUCGCUUUCAACCGUACCCGUCAAGCUGUGAUCACCCGUGAACUUAUUGAGAUCAUUUCCGGAGCCGCUUGUGUU